UUAAAAAAACUGUUAUUAUAAAAUCUAGCAAGUCAAGCUAAGUAUAAGAUGGAGAAGAUCAAACUUUACGAAGAAUUUAAGUUAAUUGAAAAAACUGAGGCUGAAGUGAACGGAGCUUGGAAAGGUGCUCACUUGUUACUAUUCUUCAUGGCUUUUGUAUUCGGAUCUUUCUGCACGUUCUGCUUUCACAUGAUUAUGUAUCUCUUCGAUGAGAAGUGCGUCCUCUUCCCGAAGCUACUCUCACUGACUUCUCUGAGGCACAACCUUAUUUAUGAAUUCAUUCCUGACGAAAAGAUGGCGGAAAUGCUGCCCGUGGAUUUUCUGAGCACGCAAUGGAUAGACAAGAGUGCAUGUUACCUGCCCACAUAUGUGCCGCUGGUCUCCGGGAUCUUUGGUCUCGUGUGGACCACCAUGUUCCUCAUGUGCUCAGCUAGCAGCCGCACCCUUACCGGUUUACAGAGACCAUGGCGAGUGCUGCCUCCCGUUUUCGUGUUCUCUUUGCUGAUGGGCAGCCUCUGUGUGUACGCAUCCGCUGUCACCCAUAUGGGUCUCGAUGAACUCUGUCUCAAGCUGGGCGAGAUCACAGGAAGUACUACGUGCACGUACACAGUGAACGUGGCAACGUUAGCAUAUGAGCGUCGUAUCCGCGGCGUAUACCAGGCGACGCAGCUGACAGUGGCGGCAGCCUGGUUGCAUACCGCCUGCUGGUUGCUGUCUGCGCUGCUGGCGCUCGUCCGUGUCAUCCUCGCUGUAGAUUUCCACCUCGUGCGCGUGACAACACACCUACAGGGUGAUAUCGACAAGAUGCUGCAACGAUAUGAGAGACACGUGCGAACAGUUACUCCCGAUUUUAAGGAUACCAAAGAUUACAGUCUAUCUUACAGCGUAACUAGAGUUCAUUUCAAAAGGCCUUUUGGUUCUAGAAGCCCAGAUGGCGAGACUUUAUACAUUUCCAAACGACCUCAAUAUAAAUCUGAAACAUCUUUAGUUGCCGAGGAACAAAGUAAGUUACAUAGACGAACCGCAUAUAAAGGUAUUUCUAAAGAAAAACAUUUUAUUGUUGAUUUCCUCUACGAUAUAUUAGACACGAUAAAUUUAAACCCAUCGUUAAACGAAUCAUCUUCGAGCUUAGACGACGACGAGUCUGCCUCUUUAAUUAUUAGGCAAUACGGACAAGAAAGGAUAAAAUCACAAGCUGAAGAACAUCAAUCACCUGGAGAAUCUCAAGAAUAUUUAUCUAUAGACCUUCAUGAAGAAGAAGAGAUAUUCAGUGAGAUAAAAAGAAAUAUAAACCAAUACUUGGAUAAAACUUUAGACCAAAUCCAAUCCGAACGCCUUAUUACUCCCUUUAGUGAAGAAAGUUUCGUCUCGGUACUGAAUAUUACACCAGAUUUGCAAGAAAUGUUAGAUAAGAAAAAAAUAGAGCAAAAACAAGAAGAAGUAUCUGAAAAGAUUGAAGUGGCUGAUGAUAACAAAAGAGAAGAGAAACAGGAAACUGAAGAUCCAGGUACAAGCUCGGCUUUAGUUAACGAGCAAAAAGAAGAGGUAAAACCUAAGAAAAAAGAAAAACAAGAUUAAUCUAUAUUAUUUUUUGAGUUUUAGUGACAAUUUGUGUGCCAGUUUAUGUUUUAAAUAAAUACUAUUUCUUUAUCUU
Papilio polytes (common Mormon) is the source of this 1654-nucleotide messenger RNA. RefSeq lists its product as uncharacterized. The record is from RefSeq and is a predicted model, not a curated record. The transcript is spliced from 6 exons. NCBI's taxonomy places the organism in Eukaryota, Metazoa, Arthropoda, Insecta, Lepidoptera, Papilionidae. The coding region runs from base 49 to 1578 and encodes 509 amino acids.